CGCAAAAGCUCGAUUGCGUGCUCAAAAUGGUCAACUGGAAAGCGGCUUAUAUUGGUUACUAUUGAUCAUUUAUCAGCCCGCUUUACACUGUAGAGUGAUGCUUUGUAAGAUUUUGAAAUAAAUAAAUGGCAUAAAUUAGUGUUCAGUGUAAACUGGAGGUCAUUUUGACUCUGUCAUUCUCCCAGAGUUUAGAACUGGAAAGUUCAGAGUCGAUCCGGAACCCAUUCUAUAAUUCUAAAGGCGGUUACACACGGGCGUGGAUGUCUUAAAACAUGUACGCACAUACAUGAACGCACAACCAAAAACAUCAAUGUGUAUGUAAAAUACCGUCGCGUUUUUGAAUGUGGAAUCGCUAGAAAUUUUGUAUGCACACUCGGAUUACUGUAGCAAGAAUAGCAAGACUGCAGUUUUGUGCGAGCGUCUGUACAAACGCGACAUGCACGUUGUUGUUUGCACGUUGAUGUAUGCACGUAUAUAGGUUUUUUACGUUAUAUUUAGGAUGACGUCAGAGAACAAGGAAUGACAAUGUUGUCAAUGCCUAUUUAAUUUCUUAUAAUUUACCAGAAUGUCAUAAUGAAUUAUCAAAACCACUGACAGGUAAAGAUAACGAAAUGCAUCGACACGAGUUAUUUAUUAGAAAAUGUUCAGUUAAAUCAUGCAACAUCGCGCGCCGUUGCCAACCAGAAACAUCUGAAAUUCCCCUACUUUAAAUGCGCUAGGAAGUACUUUUAGUUUUGUCAGAUUUGCAGCAGAAAUUUACUAAAUGUGACGUCAUCCUAAAUAUAGCGUGAAAAUCCUAUAUGUAUUAAGCCAUCCACGCCCGUGUGUAACCGCCUUAAUACACACCACCAAUAUGUCGCUUUUUUGAAUGUCGCUAAAAUGAGACUGUUAUUUUGAGUAUCGGGGUUUUCAAUAUCACCGAUAUUCUUGAACCAGGGCAUAGAGAAAUAUAAUAGUAGUAAACUAUGAGAGAAGUCAUUCCCCUGUACUUAAUUGGCACAAUGUCGACGUUAGCGCCUCUGGUGGCUACGGACAGCAAUAAAAGAGUGAACAUUGUUUAAAUGCAGGUUUCUUCUUUACCGACAGUGAAAAGGCGGCUUUUUUGAAUAAUUAAAUUAUUAACUUUGAUUUUAUUUAAGAUUUAUUAAAAAUAAAGUACUGUAAACGCUCAAAACAGUUAAUUGCAAAGCAAAACAUUUGUUGAAAAAACUUGCUAAAAUUUACCGAGCAACUGUUAAGAACGAUAACAGAACUUAUUUUUAAAAAAUCCAAAUAGAUGCAAUGAGAUUCCUUAAGGGGGUCAAGGAGGUAAUUGAACAAUACAAAAAUUGAGAUCUCUUCAAACAAACUUAUUUUUUUAUUCCAAUUUUAUAAAUAUACAGUAACUAAAAAUGUUUAUAUUAUAAGCUUUGUGUUUACCUUUUUACUGCAUCUCGCGUCAUCGCAAAUUCGAAAACACACUAUUAUUGGUGUCGGUUUUGUCUCAUUAAUUAAUAUUUAUGAUCACAGAAUGUUUUCUCAUUUCUCUAAUAUAAAUAAAAAAAGAAAAGAAUCAAGUGGUCAUUUGACAGUACAGAGUUGAAUUUGCUUCGGGCCAACUCAAAUUCGUUUCUAGAAUCGAAUAUUGUUUGUGAAAGUUUGAGAAAUAAAGAAAUCGCGAGAAGUAUCAUCAGUUGACGGUCGCGAAUCAAGACGUUUAAGAUAUAAUGAAUAAUAGACCCAGGAGAUUUUGUAUUUAGUAUUUAAUCGUUUAUUGCAAUGACUCAAUGCCUGAUGAAAAGUAAAAUGAUUAUGGAACUAAGUAUGGAACAUUAUUGCAAUUUUGAUUGCUGAGUUUGAGCGAAAAGACUAUUGAAUAUUUUUUCCAAGAGUAUAGUUAGGGAAAUAUAAAACAUGACUAUUGUCAAUUAUCAUUAAUAUAAAGAGUUUUGAAAUGAAAUUGACUGUUGUUUACUGUUGAAUGUUUUGGGCUCAUCUGACUCUCUGACUAAAAAGAUUUAGCUAAAAUGUAUAAUGAAUGAUCAUUAAAUAUUAUUGUUCUGUCUAGUUCUAGUUAAAUGAUUUUAAAUUAAAUAUUUGUAUAAUUUUGGACAACAAACGAAUUUAUUAAAAAAUUACAAUAAAUGUUACUACUUUGCUAAUUACUAUACUGGGUGUCCGGAAAAUAACGUAAAAGCUCUUCACUACAUGGUGGAGGACCCUUCAAGGAACCCCAGAAAAAUAAUUUAAAAAAUCUGGUGGCAUUCUUAAGAAAGUUAUUAGCAUUUUAAUGUUGCUUAAAAUUGGCAAUGCUGAAAAUAUCCCAUUGACAAUUUGUCACAGAAUCACAUUAAAUACCUAUGUAAUUACCUGAAAAAUGCGAAGGUGACUAAAAAAUGUUGUCAGAUCAAUUUUUCCUGUUGUAAUUUAGAGAUUUUGCAAUUUUCAUAAUACAUUUUAAAGGUUAACAACAAAUUUUUAUAAACUAUUAUGUAAUGAAUCAACAAAAGAUACCUAACACUUUGUACGAAAUAUUGCAAUUUGAAAAAUAAGUCAAAAAUAAGGAAGUUGAAUUUCCACAUUUACCUCUCCAUAUUUCCAAGAAUGGUCGAGGAGGAUUUUUUUUUAUUAUUUUUUCAGGGUUACUCAAAGGAUCCCCUAUUACGUUAUGGAGACCUUUUACGCUAUUUUCCGGACACCCUGUAUAUGUAACUAUGAACAAUCAAAACUGGCAUAAAAUGAUUCACAAGCGUUUGCCGUACAAGUGUGAUGGUCAAACUCUCGUUGAAAAGACUUUACCUAUCCCACUAAGCAAUGUAAUAUCGCAUUAAUAUUUUAGUAAUGUUUCUAGAUAAUAUUGUAAUAUUUCAUUUUUUAUUGCUGCUACAUAAGUGCAAGGUUGCUGGAAUAACUGAAACGGACUUAUUCUAAUAUUCACAAAUGCAAUGUUUACAGAAUAAACUUUUCUGCAAUAUCGCCUCAAACUUGUAUUUUCAUAAAAAAUAAAUUACGUUUGUAACAUUAAAAAUGCUAGCUUACAGAAACCUGCAUUUAAUGUAGUUUAUAAACUUAGAUAAAUAUUACAGUUGCAAUAUUUUAUUGGUACUUUACAGAAAUUUACAUAAUGAAAUAUUGUAUAUAUGAUAAAUAUUUAAUAUAUCGUAAGGAUUUGCAUUAAUGCAAGAUCCUUUAUUUUCAAAUUUCCUUUUCUGCCAGUCCAACUACAGACCGGGCACAAUGGUUAGUUAAUAAACUUCCAAUUUCCAAUUGAUCUUAUCACACAUGCCUCGAUUUCUCCAACAUAGGUAUUGUGAAAAAGCCACCUAAAAUUAAAAAUUAAACAGUAUUAAAAUAUCACAAAAAAUUAAAAUGUUAAAAUUUUACAUUGGCUUUAUAUUCUCUUCCUCUCCCAACAUCUCAAGAUUUUGAUGAACCCUUUCGUCCUGUUCAAUUCUCUUGUAUUAUUUAUCAAGCCAAGAAAAAAGAAGCGUCGUCUGCGUCCUCCGUCCUAGCGUCUUGGUUUUUGGUGGCGUGGCGUCAACAACAAAUGGGUGGUGCGUCUGCGCCGUUCCGUCCCAAACAAUUAUCCCGUCUUUGUCAGUCAAAUAUAUUUUUGCAUGACAGAGACAAAGACAGCAUAUUGCAAAUAAAAUCUAUCUGCAAGUUUUAUACAACAUUGAGAAAAUGUAUGUUUCCUAUUCCAAAGUUUAUGUUGAAAUAUUUAGGUAACGUUUUUUAUUCUUGAAACUGUUAACGUACGCAUGUAUCUGCAACAUUACAGCGACAGUUUUAAGAAAAGUUGAGCUUAUAAUAUUUAUGCAACCAUUUUAUUAUAUUUUUUAAUGUUACAAACGUAAAUAUUUCCGCAACAUUAAAGCGACAGAGUUGAAAAAAGUUACAUUUUGUAACAUUCUUAUAAUAUUUGCUUUACUUACAUUUUAUAAUGUUUCAAAUGUAAUACAUUAUUGUAGUAAUACAUUAUUGUAUCUACUGCAACAUUUACUUAAUAUCUAAAACGAAUGUUUCUCUAUUUAAGUUAUAUCAAAUUUAUAUUCCUUUACAUUGGAUAAGUAAUAUUGUAGAAAGCUUAUCGUCACAUCACCCAAUAAAUUUUCUGAAGCAAGGUCGAUACAAUAUUGCUGACAAAUUUUGCAACAUUACAUGUUUAGUGGGAUGUUUCCUAUUCAUAUAUCAUCAUAUCCAAUGGAAACAAAAUAUUAUAUGUAUUGCACACUUUCCCGAACAACUACAUUCAAUGCCAUUUCAAUACUGCAACUGUUGGUGUUGGAUUCAAAUGGUGUUCAACUCCAAUUCGUGAACGAAAAUCGAUACGUGAGAACACGCCUUAAUCACCGAAUGGAAUGAUAAAGAGAUUCCGCAAUCAAAGUUACUACCUAUUAUGUAAACGAUCACCAUGCGAUUUGGGGAGGAUGAAGAGAAUAUCUAUUUUCACACACACAGAAUAUCUAUUUUCACAAACGAAAGUAGGGACACUAAAAUUUCAGCAGAAGAAGCUCAGUCAGACGAGGAUUCUGAUGGCCAUGUUACAAAUCAUAGAGUACGUGUAUCUAAAUUUACGUAAGUACGAAAUUCUAAUGCAAAAUUAAUACCAAAAAUAUCUGAAUAUGAUAAAAAUGAACCGGUAUAUUACGUGUCAUAUUGACAGAAGUCAAUUCAAGUUUGUAAAAUUUCCAGUUAUCAAAAAAAAAUAUGAAAUUUUUUGUAAAAUGACCGACGAUAUCAAAAUAUUAUGUCUUCCCCUGCUAGUGGUUCUGAUAAGCCAACAACUUCUAAUGCUGCUAAUGCCGUUCAAGCCAAUUCUGAAAAGAAAGUUAGCGUUUUAGAGAGUCACGGAUAUACUCUUCAAAAAACUAUCGGGACCGGAUCUUAUGCAACUGUGCGCUGGGCGACUAGCGAAAAACAUGAUUCUGCUAAAGUUGCAGUAAAAAUAGUGAGCAAAUUCAAUGCGCCAGCAGACUAUUUGAAAAAAUUUCUACCGAGGGAAAUUGAGGUUGUCAAAGGGCUGAAACAUCCUAACUUGAUACGGUUUUUGCAAGCUAUUGAAACUACGCAUAGGGUCUACAUCAUCAUGGAAUUUGCAGAAAACGGCAGUCUCCUCGACAUAAUCAGAAAAGAUUCGUACAUUGACGAACAUAGAUCCAGAAAAUGGUUUCGACAACUCGUUUACGGUAUUGAAUAUUGUCAUGAUCGUGGAGUAGUUCACCGAGACAUAAAAUGCGAAAACAUGCUAAUGGACGAAGGAUGGAACAUUAAACUGUCCGAUUUUGGUUUCGCCAGAGGCGAUAUGAAACAGAAAAACGGACAGCCAAUUUUGAGUCAAACUUUUUGCGGAAGCUACGCAUAUGCUUCACCUGAAGUGUUACGUGGAAUACCAUACCAACCGCAAUAUUCAGAUGUGUGGUCUAUGGGGGUAGUUUUAUUUGCUAUGACUUUUGGACGACUACCUUACGAUGACUCCAGUUAUAAAGAGUUAAUAAAGCAAGUAUCCAGCAAAGUCGUGUUUCCAAAAGAACCAUCAGUAUCAAUGAAUUGCAAGUCUCUGAUCAAUAAAAUUCUGGCUCCAUUAAAAACUAGGAUUCGUAUAGGCCAAAUUAAACAAGAGCCGUGGUUUACUUUUGAAGACGAUCAAGCUGCAGGAACUAGUAGGGAACGAAGAAUCAGUUCAGAAUCUGAAGACGAAAGAAGAUUAUCAGUGGAUCCGGAAACUUUACCACCACCCAAUUUAAUAACCAAAGAACAAUUAGAAGCUAAGGCACAACCGCGCGAUCGUAGCAGAAGAGACAGUGCAGAAGACGAACAACCAGUCAAAAUCGAAAAUCCACACUAACACAAAAGGAAAUAAAAUUGUGUAAUUGGUCUAACAAUAAGUAUGUCUGUAAUACAAAAGUCAAAAUGAAACAAUGCAUGCAUAAAAAAGUAUGAAAUAAAUGUAUUAUUAAGUACUUAAGUUAAAUAUAGUCAGUGGGAUAAGGAGGCGGUAGUUCAUACGUUGCAAUAGCUGAAGCUCGGGAUAGUGUAGAAUACAAUGGCGGGGCUAGAUUCUUGUAUGAUUGUUUUACAGUUACUAAGUUUUCUUGGUUCUCUAUGUCUCGUAUAUCGUCAAUUACUGAAACAAAUAUAAUAUCAGGAUAGAUUUUUUUUUUUAAAUUACAGUGUCUCACCUGUAAUGUCUCCUUCUUCUCCGAUAAUCACUAUUCGUGAGAUUCUAUUAGACAUCAAGCAUUUUUCACUUACUAAAUAAUUAAUAAUUAAAAUUAAAAAAACAGUUUAUUCAAAAUUUUGAACUUACUCAUUUGACACAGCUUAACACUACCAAGUAUGAGUAGCACAAAGCACAAUAGGGAAAGUAAUACCCAAAACACUUUUUCCUCGAAUAAAUUAAUCAUUGACAUAAUACCGGAAAAAUUUUUUGUUACUAAACGAAAAAUUGCCGCGAUCUCAAUCAAAC
Messenger RNA from Ceutorhynchus assimilis (cabbage seed weevil), 6448 nucleotides. NCBI's taxonomy places the organism in Eukaryota, Metazoa, Arthropoda, Insecta, Coleoptera, Curculionidae. The record is from the annotation of a GenBank genome assembly.